Molecule: messenger RNA, 2846 nt
Organism: Physcomitrium patens
Lineage: Eukaryota; Viridiplantae; Streptophyta; Bryopsida; Funariales; Funariaceae
Product: serine/threonine-protein kinase BSK1
Biological process (GO): brassinosteroid mediated signaling pathway; protein phosphorylation
Molecular function (GO): protein binding; ATP binding; protein kinase activity
Source: RefSeq, a predicted model, not a curated record
UUUUUUUUUUUUUUUUUUUUUUUUGCUCCGUGUACUCGUCCAUUUUUAUUUUUAUUUUCAAAAAAUUUGUGCAGGUUGACGCAUUGUCGGUGUUACGAACCUCCCUUAGCAGUGACUUGGUAACAUUGCAAGUGCUGGACAUAGCCAGGUUCAGAGACAACGCAGUGCAAGAGAGAGAGAGAGAGAGAGAGAGAGAGAGCGAGAGAACAUGGGAGAAGAAGCUGAGAUUCUUUCUGUUAUGAAAUGGUUGGAUUUGCCAAGGAUACGUCAAUAGGUCACGAAAUAGGUCAAGGGGGUAUUCAACUUUCAGAGAAGAAAAAGGAAGAGCGACAAAGACACUUCAAGUGUCUUGCUCGUGGUUGGCCAGUGGAAUUUUAGAGCAAGAGUAACACGUUUGCCCUUUCAGAGACGUAAUCUUGCGAGCUUCUUGUACUUUGCGUUGGGAGUUCUAAGGAAAAAUGAAUGAGGGAUGCAGGAGAAGAGUGCAUUGCGGAUGAAUUGUCGAAUCUCCGAUUGCAGGUUCAACAAGAGGAAAAUCGACCGACCGCGCGAUUGACUUGAGAAAAGAAGUGUUGGAGGUGAGAUAAUUCGGGCGAGUAACGCGCUGGCGGGGGUAGGGGUAUAGGAUGGGGUGCUCAUGGUCCAAGCCCCGUGAGGCCCCUUCUCCAAUCGCUGCAGCAAUUCCACAAGCAGAACUUGUGAAUUCGGCUGCUGAGAAUGGGCGACGGGUUGAACCGGAGGCUGUUCCACCAUUUAGGGAGUAUGCUUUAGAGUCGCUGAGAGAGGCCACGAAUUCCUUUAGCAGUGAACAGAUAGUUUCAGAGAGUGGAGAGAAAGCGCCCAAUUUUGUGUACAGAGGGAGUUUGCACCAGAAUCGUUGGAUAGCCAUCAAGCGCUUCCCCAAGGCAGCCUGGCCCGAUGCCAAGGGCUUCGCGGAUGAAGCCUGGAAGGUGGGUCAAGUCAGACAUAAGAGAUUGGUGAAUUUGAUCGGCUACUGCUGUGAGGGUGAUGAGCGAUUACUUGUUGCGGAAUACAUGCCCAAUGACACUCUUUCUAGACAUUUAUUUCACUGGGAAAGGCAGCCAAUGCCAUGGACAAUGAGGUUGCGAGUUGCUUUGUACAUUGCCCAUGCCUUAGAUCACUGCGCCAACCACAAUCUUCGUCUGUAUCACGAUCUCAACGCCUAUCGUGUCCUAUUCGAUCAGGAAGGAGAUCCGCGCCUCUCUUGUUUUGGCCUCAUGAAGAACAGUCGCGAUGGAAAAAGCUAUAGUACCAAUCUGGCCUACACUCCCCCUGAAUACUUAAGAACUGGAAGGGUGACGCCUGAAAGCGUCAUUUAUAGUUACGGCACUGUUCUACUGGAUCUGUUGAGUGGGAAGCACAUACCUCCGAGCCAUGCCUUAGACUUAAUUCGCAGCAAAAACAUGUCACAGUUCAUGGAUUCAUAUUUAGAAGAUCAAUUUUCGAAUGAUGACGGCACGGAGCUGGUUCGACUCGCAUCACGAUGCUUGCAGUUUGAACCGCGGGAGCGCCCAAAUGCAAAGAUGCUCGUCAGUGCGCUUACUGUGCUGCAACGAAGAACCGAGCAAAUACCCUCCUACACGUUGAUGGGGAUCCACAGAGGAGAGGCUCCACCUCCUCUGCCAUUGUCACCCUUGGGCGAGGCUAUUUCUCGCAACGAUCACACAGCAGUGCACGAGAUUCUUGUGAAAACAGGCUACAAGGACGAUGAAGGACAAGAGAACGAGCUCUCAUUCCAAGUGUGGACGAAACAGAUGCAAGACAUGCUGAACUCCAGGAAAAGAGGUGACAUGGCUUUUCGUGACAAAGACUUCAAAACUGCAAUCGAUUGUUACACGCAGUUUGUGGAUGUACGCACCAUGGUUUCUCCAACAGUCUUCGCGCGCCGCAGCUUGGCCUACUUGCUGAGCGACCAAGCCGAAGCAGCCCUGAGUGAUGCCAUGGAAGCCCAGUCUGUCCACCCCGAAUGGCCAACCGCCUUCUAUAUGCAGGCUGCAGCGCUGUCCAGGCUAGGAAUGGAGACGGACGCCAGCGACAUGCUGAAAGAAGGAGCCGCUCUCGACAUGAAGAAACAAAACCACUACAAUCGCUGACUGAAGCUUUGCCCCUGCUUCUUCUCGAUUGUAGAAUCUUUUUCCCCACCACUAAUUCCCAAACUUGUCUGCCCCACCUUCAGAGCUGGGGCUGUGACUUUACCACUCAGAUCUCGGAAUCAUGGACCGCAUUUAGGUGUGACUCGCAUUGUAGUCUUCGAAACUUGUUACGUUUCAAGAGAAGUAGAUUUUCACAGGUACCGUUAACUAUGGAACGAAAGACGCCACUCAGGCUGGGGAGUCGAGGUGUAAAUUCAACUGGGGUAUUGUAUUAUUGAUUCGUGUCUUGCUAACUGCUCGUAAAAACUGAGACUUGUGCAGAACCCAUGUGGGUCCCUUGUUCCGUUUCCGAUGGUUCUGGAGUGUCGGUAGUAGUGGGAAUCUGUCGAUGGGUUUUCAACAACUGAUUCACAAUUCAGACUUGGUCUCUGAGUGCUGUGAAUCUGCAGAUCUCGUCUCCAUGAUCCUCUUUCGCUGCAAAACACUCGCAGAGCUCGGAAGCUUGAAGGUCAUGGAGACAUCAUCUGCACAGCUCUGUGCACAUCUAAUAGAUCUUCCUGCACCCUCUAGGACUACUUAAAAUCCCAACUCUAAGCUUCUCAAACUUGUUGGAGCCUCGGUUGUAUGCCUCGUAGAUUUCUUUAAUUUGUUAAAAUCUCGACGAUAAGUUUUGUAGACUCAAUAGAUUUGUACUUUUUAAAAACCUAAAUCCCUCAAUUGUAAGCUUCUCAA